Molecule: messenger RNA, 904 nt
Organism: Polyodon spathula (Mississippi paddlefish)
Lineage: Eukaryota; Metazoa; Chordata; Actinopteri; Acipenseriformes; Polyodontidae
Product: histone H3.3A
Exons: 4
Coding region: 107-517 (136 amino acids)
Cellular component (GO): nucleosome
Molecular function (GO): structural constituent of chromatin; DNA binding; protein heterodimerization activity
Source: RefSeq, a predicted model, not a curated record
GAGGGUAUAAAAGCACCCCCUUCUCGCUUCUCACCAGCAGAAUCCUGGUCAGAGAGCGCAGUUACUGUUGAAUUGCAAAGUGAAAUCGUAGGAAAGUUGAGUUGCAAUGGCACGUACCAAGCAGACUGCCCGUAAAUCCACUGGUGGAAAGGCACCAAGGAAACAGCUGGCUACCAAAGCAGCUAGGAAGAGUGCGCCCUCUACUGGCGGUGUCAAGAAACCCCACAGAUACAGGCCAGGCACAGUCGCUCUGAGAGAAAUCCGCCGGUACCAGAAGUCCACAGAGCUGCUGAUCCGCAAGCUGCCCUUCCAGCGUCUCGUGAGGGAGAUUGCGCAGGACUUCAAGACUGACCUGAGGUUCCAGAGUGCUGCCAUCGGAGCUCUUCAGGAAGCCAGUGAAGCUUAUCUGGUUGGUCUGUUUGAGGACACCAACCUGUGUGCCAUCCAUGCCAAGAGAGUGACCAUCAUGCCCAAGGACAUCCAACUUGCUCGGAGAAUCCGAGGGGAGCGUGCUUAAAAGGCCCCCCCAUUCUUUUGUGUUUUUUUUUUUUUCUUCAAGUAUCUGCAAGACUUUGGGCAAAACCAAUUAAUUUUUUUUACUCUUAUUGAACUGAAUGCCCUUAUGAGUAGGUUGAAGUAUUUUGUAUGUUUUUGUUAGUAUUGAUAGAAAAAAGUGGUUUUCAGUGCAAAAGUAGCAAGUGUUUUGUAAAACAUUCCUUCAAACUCGCUCAGGUUUUUAAACGAAUAGGUUUGUAUCAAAUUGUAAUACAUCUGGCUCAUUCUGUGUUGGGUGGAAUGUGUAGUUUGCAUGCUAUAAAGGGGAUAACUUAUUAGACUUGUCAUUAUUUUCUUUUUUGCAUUGUGGUGACAUAAUUGGGUUGUAAAUAAACUUUCCACUACCUCA